AUGGAAUUCGAAGCGCAGAACCUGGAAGAGGCAGCUUUAAAGAAGGACUGUAAGACGCUGUACAUCAUCAAUGGCAGCAAGCGUAAGUCCCUAACUAAUUUUAUUCGCAGCAGCUGCAACGAACCCCUUCAAGUUUCAGAAAGCCGUCAUAGCGGAUGAGG
Messenger RNA from Soboliphyme baturini, 161 nucleotides. The record is from the annotation of a GenBank genome assembly. Lineage: Eukaryota; Metazoa; Nematoda; Enoplea; Dioctophymatida; Soboliphymatidae.